UUUAUUCUUCAAUUCUAUCAUUGUCUAUCCAUUCUAUUGUUACCCCUAAAUUCCAAUUUCAACAACCAUGCCUCCUCCCACUCAACACCAUCAUGGAAACCCCCAAUCUCAAUCUCAAUCCCAAUCCCAACCCCAACCAAAGCCCAACCCCAACCUCCUCUCCCUCCUCCUCAAACCAAUCAUCAUGCUCCUUCUCACCUCCCUGUUCUUCCUCUUCCUGGGCUUCGCCGCCUUCCUCCUCCUCCACCUCUUCCUUCUCGGCGGAGCCUUCCACCGCCUCCGAUCCCGUCCUCCCCCCGCCGCCGCCACCACUACCUCCAACGGCUUCCCCCUUCGCGACAUCAACAAACUCCCCCGCUUUCGUCUCUCCAAGGGAUCCACACCCGACUCUCAAUGCGUUGUCUGUUUGGAUCCCUUUCGCAACGGCCAGUGCUGCAGAAGACUCGCCGCCUGUGGCCACCUCUUCCACCGCAGAUGCGUCGACACGUGGCUCCUCAAGGUCGCCGCUUGUCCCACCUGCCGUACGCCUGUUCGAUUAAAUCCCCCACCUCCUCAUUCUGCCGUAGAUCAACCUGCUCAAGGUUCUCCCCAGUUUUCGACAUGCUCCAAUCCUUUAUAGCUAGUAAGUUUUCGUUUUUUAGCCUUUUCCAAAUCAUGUAUUAAC
Molecule: messenger RNA, 664 nt
Organism: Abrus precatorius (Indian licorice)
Lineage: Eukaryota; Viridiplantae; Streptophyta; Magnoliopsida; Fabales; Fabaceae
Product: RING-H2 finger protein ATL56-like
Exons: 2
Coding region: 68-619 (183 amino acids)
Source: RefSeq, a predicted model, not a curated record